Molecule: messenger RNA, 2274 nt
Organism: Vitis vinifera (wine grape)
Lineage: Eukaryota; Viridiplantae; Streptophyta; Magnoliopsida; Vitales; Vitaceae
Product: protein DETOXIFICATION 24
Exons: 10
Coding region: 406-1860 (484 amino acids)
Biological process (GO): xenobiotic detoxification by transmembrane export across the plasma membrane
Cellular component (GO): membrane
Molecular function (GO): antiporter activity; xenobiotic transmembrane transporter activity
Source: RefSeq, a predicted model, not a curated record
UUUUAUUAUUUUCUUAUCUUUUCACUUGACAUCCUCACAAUGCUUGAUACAAGCUCACCUUCUGUUGUGCCUUCUGCUCCCCAGUAUUUCAAGGAGGAGGUUACAGGACUCAACUCAUUAAGCUUCUUUCCACAGUCUUUGAGUUGAACCAAUAAUCUAAUAGAGGUGAGAAGGACAUGUUCUGUGAGCUAGACUAUAGUUCAAAUAAAUUUGAUAUUGCUAAGAUAUCUAUUGCAAGAGUCUGUUACAAGUUCUUCCUUACUUUUGGUUUUCUAAUAAGCAGAAACCAUAAGAAAAGGACACUGAGUUGCUUAUUCUUGUUAGAUUGAUGGAAGAAAAUGUGUUCAAAAUCAUAUUCUUAAAUGACCCAGAUGAUAUAUACAGUUCUUGAAUGUCACUAGGAUUAUGGAUAACCAUAUCAAUGAGAGGCUUCUGAAUUCAGAAGCAGAAGGUACAAGUUUGAAAGAGAGGAUUUGGGUAGAAUCAAAGAAGUUGUGGAGGAUUUCUUUUCCUUCUGUAUUAUUUAGAGUGACAUCAUUUGGAAUGUUGGUUGUGUCACAGUCAUUUAUUGGUGAAAUUAGUGCAGUUGACCUUGCUGCAUAUGCACUUAUGCAAACCAUCCUUGUACGUUUUGCGAAUGGUGUUAUGCUAGGCUUAUCAAGUGCAACCGAAACUCUUUGUGGGCAAGCAUUCGGAGCAAAGCAAUACCACAUGAUGGGUAUCUACUUGCAGCGUUCAUGGAUUAUUAACAUUGUUGUUGCAACAGUUAUGACCCUUGUGUUCAUCUUUGCAACACCCAUAUUUAGAUUACUUGGCCAAGAAGAGGAAAUAGCAGCAGCAUGUGAAAAAUAUUCUCUAUGGUUCCUUCCCUAUAUCUACUAUCUUCUUUUUUCCAGGAGCAUCCAAAUGUAUUUACAAGCUCAGCUCAAGAAUACAGUUAUUGGAUGGUUGUCUGCUUCCACAUUUGUGAUUCAUGUGUUAUUGUCCUGGAUCUUUGUGAGCAAACUGCACUUAGGGACUAAUGGAGCAAUGGGUGCAUUGACCAUAUCUACUUGGUUAAUGGUCAUUGGAAUGUUCGUGUAUGUCUUCGGAGGUUGGUGCCCUCAAACAUGGAAAGGAUUCACUAUGGCUGCCUUCAGUGACCUAGUGCCCGUAAUAAAGCUCUCAGUGUCUUCUGGCGUGAUGCUUUGCUUAGAGUUAUGGUACUAUUGUAUUGUGCUCUUAGUGGCUGGAUAUCUGAAAAAUGCAACAGUUGCCAUAUCCGCCUUCUCUAUUUGUCUCAACAUUAAUUUUUGGGUAUUGAUGAUAUUCCUUGGCUUAUUUGGUGGUGCAAGUGUGCGGGUAUCAAAUGAGCUGGGAAAGGGAAAUGCUGAAGCUGCAAAAUUUGCUGUUAACGUUGUCGUAAUUACUGGAGUUCUUAUUGGAUUAGUUUUCUGGAUUUUGUGUUUGAUCUUUGGUCGUGAUAUUGCGUAUUUGUUUACAAGCGAUGAAGAAGUAGCAGAAACUGUUACAAGUCUCUCUGUCCUCCUCGCUUUCUCACUGUUGCUUAGUAGUGUUCAGCCUGUACUCUCAGGGGUGGCUAUAGGUGCUGGUUGGCAAGGUGUGGUCGCUUAUGUCAAUCUUGCAUGCUACUACAUUAUUGGAGUUCCAUUGGGAGUUUUGCUUGCUUAUGCAUUUGAUCUUUCUGUUAGGGGUAUGUGGAUUGGACUGAUGGGUGGAUUGAUAAUGCAAACACUUGCACUUAUCUAUAUCACAUGCAGAACUGAUUGGAGUGAGCAGGUUAAGAAGGCUUCCGAACGUAUCAAUAGGUGGUCCAUGAACUCUUCUCAGGAAUCCAACCAGAGCUCUUCCCAAGCUUGAAGAGAACGAAUUUUGUUAACUGGGUCCAUUUCCAAUCAGACAAUAUCACGACUUUCUCCUCAGAAUAUGGAGGAAGAAGAAAUGGAUCAAAUGAGGAGAUUCUUGCGUUUAGGAAUAAAAGUAGAAGCGGAACCAACAACUAUUGCUGUGGAAUUGAACUUUGCAUGUCAGAAUUGUAUUUUAAAAAUGCAUUUCUUGUUUAAAAAUGAUAAUUUUGUCACUUUUAAAUUAUCAUUUUUUAAAAAUAUAAUUAAAUAAAAAUUUUGCUUUUCGUAUUGUAUUUGAGGAAAAGUAUGGGUCUUGGAGUUUCUCCUGUUUGGAAGUGUGCAAUCCAAGCAUUCUUAAAGAUCAUGUUUGACCUUCAAACAUUGCUUUCAAUCUAUUAUUUAAGAAGCUCUCUUGGAUUAACUUCAA